AUGCGUUCCUUUGCUCCACUCUUCUUCUUCGUCCUUGCCGCCUCGGCAACUCCCUCCCCAAACGCUAUCGACCUCGCAGUCAAGUCCACGAGCAACACCACCCCCAUCCAACCCGGAGCGUUCAACUCCUCCGCUCCAUCCAUCGCAGCCGUCACCUGCACCGGCUUCGUCGCCUUCAACAGCGCCGACGCCUUCGUCCUAGGCGACUACCUCGCCUCCCAGCCCGAUACCGCCAUCUCCGGCAUCCCGCGGUUCUCCACGCACACCAUGGCCUACGGGAACGCGCGAUUCUGCGUGCCCAAUACCACCGGCUCUGUACUGAAUGUCCGGUUUAACAGUAUUGGGAAUGGGAUUUUGGCCAUUGCUGGCAGGUGUUGCACUGCCGCGACGUGCUUGGGUGGGACUGAGACUAUUGUUGCGGUCGGGGAGAGCGCUGCGAGGAUCCCGUUGAGGUUGAGGGGGUAUAGCGAGUCGUGCUGA
Coprinopsis cinerea okayama7#130 is the source of this 480-nucleotide messenger RNA. RefSeq lists its product as hypothetical. Lineage: Eukaryota; Fungi; Basidiomycota; Agaricomycetes; Agaricales; Psathyrellaceae. The transcript has a single exon. Bases 1 to 480 code for a protein of 159 amino acids. The record is from RefSeq and is a predicted model, not a curated record.